Molecule: messenger RNA, 3378 nt
Organism: Armigeres subalbatus
Lineage: Eukaryota; Metazoa; Arthropoda; Insecta; Diptera; Culicidae
Gene: Klp67A
Product: kinesin-like protein KIF18A
Exons: 5
Coding region: 278-2977 (899 amino acids)
Biological process (GO): microtubule-based movement
Molecular function (GO): microtubule binding; microtubule motor activity; ATP binding
Source: RefSeq, a predicted model, not a curated record
GAAGAAGAAAGCAUCACAUCAUCCACGGACUGCAACUUUUCUCCGAAUGCGCCUUCGACGACAAGCAAAACAACGGUCAAUAUUUCGCGGUUGGGUCGCUUGAGAUUUUGGAGCUGCAUUUCUGCCGUUAAUUCGUCGCUGCUCCGGAUCGGUUCCGGUCUUUUCGUGUUGAUUCCUGUUCCUUCGGGUGGGGACAAACGAUUUGUGUGUGGGAAGGUGUAAAAAGUGUGUUAAAACUGAUAGAAAAUAUCGCUAGCGUUCUAGCGAGUGAACAAAAAUGGGUGACAGCAAAAAUAUCAGGGUGGCCGUUCGGGUUCGACCGUUCAACAGACGGGAGCUGGAGCAGAAUCAGCGGAACAUCAUCAAGGUUCUAGACCGUUCCACGCUUAUGUUUGAUCCGGACGAAGAUGAAGACGAGUUUUUCUUCCACGGGAUGAAACAAACCCAUAGGGACAUAACAAAACGGGUGAAAAAGAAACUCAGUAUGGAGUACGACGAAGUGUUCGACCCCGAGGCCAACAAUGAGGCUAUUUUCGAAGCAUGCACAAAACCGUUAGUCCAGUCCGUGAUGGAUGGAUACAACUGCUCGGUGUUUGUGUACGGGGCAACCGGAGCAGGAAAAACUUUCACCAUGCUCGGCAACGAGGACUGUCGGGGAAUAACGUUUCUGACGAUGAGAGAACUGUUUCGGCAGAUCGACAGCUUGAGUAGCGUACGGAAGUUCGACAUAGGAAUUUCAUAUCUCGAGGUCUAUAACGAGCUGGUGAUGAAUUUGUUGACCAAAACGGGUCCUUUGAAGCUUCGAGAAGAUUCCAGCGGCGUGGUGGUCAGCGGAUUGAUCCUAAAACAGAUUCACAACGCUGAAGAACUGUUGGGUCUGUUGGCACUUGGCAAUCAAAAUCGAACGCAACAUCCGACCGAUGCUAAUGCAGAGAGCAGCCGCAGUCACGCAAUCUUUCAGGUGCAUCUCCGAAUGGUUGACAAAAGCACCGGUCAGAAAAGAACAGUAAAGCUAUCUAUGAUUGAUCUGGCAGGGAGUGAACGGGCGGCCAGUACUAAAGGAAUUGGGGCUCGCUUCAAGGAAGGUGCCAAUAUCAACAAAAGCCUCCUGGCUUUGGGCAACUGCAUCAACAAACUAGCUGAUGGCUUGAAACACAUCCCCUAUCGAGACUCAAAUCUGACUAGGAUCCUUAAGGACAGUCUUGGCGGCAAUUGCCAAACGCUGAUGAUUGCGAACGUAUCGCCAUCUUCACUUACUUACGAUGACACGUAUAACACGCUGAAGUAUGCUUCCCGAGCGAAGAAGAUUCGCACCACCCUAAAGCAAAAUAUUGUCCCCUCCAAUGUACCCAAGGAAUACCUCGUCAAAAAGGUCAAUGAACAGGCGGCUGAGAUCGAACGGUUGAAGGCGAGGUUAAAAGAUUUGGAGGAGCAAAAAACGGCUGCAGUUGCUGCGGCCACGGCCGCCAAAUCGGCAACUAAUGGAUUUAGCAUGCCAAGCGAGACCCUACUCAACACAUGGCGCUCGAGAAUUGACCAGUGCUAUGGGACAGUGAAAAAAGCUCAGGAACAUUAUUUCAGUUUGCAGAGCAAGGAGAAAAUUCUAAACCUGCGAGCGAAGCUGAAAGCGCAAGUCGAGAGCAUCAAGAAAAUUGUAACGCUGGAUGGGAAACAUUUGAAUUCGGAUAUAGCCCGAUUGGAAGCGUCGAUUGAUCGUUACAACAAACAGGUAACUCGUCAAAAAGAUGAAAUGAAUCGCUGGGCGAAACGCUACAAAGACGCAUUAAAAAGCUUGGAAGAUCUUCGCGAAGAAGUUCGCUCUUCAGAUCUUGCCAUUUUGCUUGGAUUCUAUGUACGAGCGAAAGAUCACGAAUUAGAAUCCAAUAAGUCACACUACAAGAAAAAUCAUGUUAUGAAAAUCAAUAUGAUCUAUAUGGACGAAAAUCGACAGUUGGAAAAGAUUACCACUCUGAGUGCAGAAAUCGUCCAGCAAGAUUAUUUGUUGCUCAGGAGUAUGAACAGGCUGGAUAACGUGACUCUGGAGAAAAUGGAACAGAUGGCUCGACUGGACAUCUACACACGUGGCGUGCGGUUCAGUGAUGAUGACGAACAUGGAGAACUGAUGAAGGAAGUCAAUAUCACCGAUACGAGCAUCGACGAGAUUACGAACCUGUCUGAUUGUGCCGAUUUCCCCGCAAUACCCAGUACGGAUAUGGAAACAGACUGUGGAGUAAAACGCUUGAACGAUGAUGAUGAAUCCGAGUCUGAGGGUGAACGCAAAAAAGCCAAAGAGGACCACAAUAAGCAACUGGAGUUCAAAAAGCCAAAAGCUUUAAGACCUCUUAACCUGCAACCGAAAAGUUUGAGUAUUAGAUCCUCCAUCAGUAGGAAGACGCCCACUAAAACGCAAAGGACAACUACAAUCACGCAAUUCAAAGUGCCCAAACUUAUUGUGAGCAAUCCUCCAAAACCUUCCAGUGCGAAAAAACGACAAAAGGUGGCCAAUUCUUCCACGUCGUCCAAUGACACCAGUGAUGUCUCGGACGGUCCGGACGAGAAUGGUGGGGCUGCAAACAGUACUUUCUGCAUCGAUGGAGACAAAGAUGCAACAAGUUCCUUGUUCUCGAAUGUGCUGGUUGAAAGCAAUGUUAAUCCGCAUGUGCUGAAGAAAGUGUUGCGUCGUGCAUCGAUGAAAGGCAAUGUCAUUUCCAAGGUGACGUUGACUUUGAAUAAGGAAAACCGAAAAUUUAGUCCCAAACGUGUUGGCAAAAGUCCGCGACCUGUGCUGCGAACCAACAGUAGACCGCACACCUCGGCAGCAAGUGUAAUCAACCGGUACAGAAUGAUGAAGGCUAGUGCGACGGCCGGUGCAUCUUCUUCGACGAAACAUUCUGCGGUGCCUGCAAAUUCUGGUGACUCUAAGACCACAGCAAUCGACAGUGACAAUGAGCGAAAAAUUCGAAACCUCAGGAAAUGAGUGGAAGUCGUAGCGAAGAGGCACACUUGUGUUUUAAUAUUUUGUAAACAUGUUUGAACUUUCUGUAAAUGUACGUUUGUGGAUUAUCGGAGUUUUCGUUAUAAUUUGAUAACAUUAUUCGGAUGCGCAUGUUGAGCAUAUGCAUCUGUUUGAACUGCGUGUAUUUUAAGGUGGGUUUCUAUAAUCAUUGGGUAUAUCAGUCGCAAGAAUAAAAUAGCUGAAUAUAAUCGUAAAAUGCUUUAAUACUAUAUCUUGUCAAUAUGUGGAAAUUCGAAAUAUGUAUCAUCGUUUUCCGACUAAAUUAACAGUAAUUUUUUAGUAAUCAUUUUCAACACAUUAAGUGAAAAAAUGUAUUUAUAGUGUUUUAUCUUGUAAAUAAAAAAAUAACAUGACAAAUUAAA